Molecule: messenger RNA, 836 nt
Organism: Nipponia nippon (crested ibis)
Lineage: Eukaryota; Metazoa; Chordata; Aves; Pelecaniformes; Threskiornithidae
Source: RefSeq, a predicted model, not a curated record
AUGGAGGUAGAGUCCAGCACAUACACUGACUUUAUUUCCUGCGAUCGGGCUGGUCGGAGGAAUGCUGUCCACGACAUCCAACGAGAUGCAACCACCAUCAGCAUGCGCAAGCUGACUGAGGACCUAGGUGACCUCGCCGUUGAAGGAGCAGAAAGCCAAAGAGAUGCCACUUCUUCUGAGAACGACCCCGGAGCAAGACCAAAGGGGCAAGAAAACAGCCCCUCGCCAUGACAGUGUACAGGGGGUGGGAUGGGCAGGAGGAGGGCCUUGGUGUGACCAUUACACAAGAAUUUGCUAUUGAAUCUGCGGACGAAAGCUAACCUGGAACAGCAAGUUGUCUGUCAAAUGCCUCUGCUGCAACCAUUUUUGUUUAGAGAGCCACAAGAUGCUGUGCAAGGACUGGCACCUCCAAAAGACUUCUGCUCCCAUCCCUAACAAUUUAGAGCAACGCUGCCGUGGCUGUAGUGAUAUGAGCCAUUCUCCAGAUGCCUUAGCUGCAAUUUUCCCCUAGGGGAAAAAAACCGAUUUCAGUAAUAAUAGACACAUCAGACUUUCCUGACCAAAGCACAGCUCCGUACGGACGAGCUCCGCCUACAGACCCAGCAGCACCAGCCACAGGCAUCUUUUUCUUUGGGUUUUAGCAUUUUAAGAUAUUGUUAAGGGGAGGGGAGAAACAUUUUGCUGGUUUGACUGUUGAAAUUCAGGCUUAACUUUGCAAGCUGUUAGUUGAGAUGAUCUCUGGUAGGAUCUCACACCAUUCUCUCUUUUAGGAGACAUGUUUUGUGUUAAAGAUGGUUUGAUAAAACUAUAUAAGCUGUUGGAAUAAAUAACACAGC